This is a messenger RNA of Setaria italica (foxtail millet), 2214 nucleotides long. RefSeq names its product alpha-1,3/1,6-mannosyltransferase ALG2. The transcript has 8 exons. Bases 739 to 1989 code for a protein of 416 amino acids. Lineage: Eukaryota; Viridiplantae; Streptophyta; Magnoliopsida; Poales; Poaceae. Gene Ontology annotation, molecular function: alpha-1,3-mannosyltransferase activity; GDP-Man:Man(1)GlcNAc(2)-PP-Dol alpha-1,3-mannosyltransferase activity. The record is from RefSeq and is a predicted model, not a curated record.
CUUGCAACAGUUGCCGGCUAUAGUCGUGUGUGUGUGUUGCUGUUGCUAAUCUACUGGCCCGGGACACUUGGCCCAAAAUAAUCGGCUUGAAACUACCAAAUGGAACUCUCCCUGUAUGUAAGCGCGGAGUUGCCUCGAUCUUUGCACUGCCUGAUGUUCGCAAUUGCAAUGACCUUUCCUUGUUUCCUUCCACCUGUUGUGAUUGUCCCCCGUUCCCUGCCACGGAUGGCCAACCCCGGCGUGCCUUCACCAGUGGCCUGUGCUGUACUGCUGUGAUUGUCCCAGCGUGGUUGUGUUCACCGAAAAAUUCGAAUGUGUUUUCCACUUCACGGAAAACAGCUCCACUUCAUUGACUUCACAAAACUCCUUGCUAAACAUGUCUAGCUCCACAAAUUCCAGUUUCAGAAAAAAUAUGGAGCUAGGGGUUAGAUCCACGUUUUCACCACAUAACAUAGACACGAAAGGACGUUUCUACCCCUGGGCUGACAAAAAUCCUCCCAAAAUGCCACGAAUAGGCCCAAGGCCAUCCACUAUCCACCGCCGCGAGCAAACACACCGGUCCACACAGCUAAUCUGUAGCCCAUUAUUAAAAAAAGCCCAUUAACUGGUGAAGGACAAUUUGGAUCUAUCCCCUUAAUUCCCUUGGGCCGGGCUCUUCGUUAUCCUUUUCUUUUUCCUUUUUUUUUCUCGUGUGUGCAGCAAUCACUGGUCCUGGUCCUUAACAACAGCACGAGUCGGAUGGAGGAGAUGGCUGUGGCGGGAGGGGGUGUCGGCGGCUCGUCGCCGUCGGGGACGAAGACAAAAAAGCUUAAAGUCGCCGUCAUCCAUCCGGAUCUAGGAAUCGGCGGUGCUGAGAGAUUGAUUGUUGAUGCGGCUUGUGAGCUUGCUUCCCAUGGACAUGAUGUUCAUGUUUUCACAUCACAUCAUGAUAAAAACCGUUGCUUUGAGGAGACUGCUUCUGGUCCUUUUCCAGUUACUGUAUAUGGAGAUUUCUUGCCCCGCCAUGUGUUUUACCACUUUCAUGCUGUCUGUGCUUAUCUUCGAUGCAUUUUUGUUGCGCUCUGUGUGCUACUCUGGUGGCACUCCUUUGAUGUUAUAUUGGUAGAUCAAGUUUCUGUUGUGAUUCCACUGCUCAAACUAAAGGCAUCAUCCAAGAUAGUGUUCUAUUGUCAUUUCCCUGAUCUUUUGCUUGCACAACAUACUACCAUGCUUAGGAGGUUAUACCGCAAGCCAAUUGACAUGAUUGAGGAGUACACUACUGGUAUGGCAGAUUUGAUUUUGGUCAACAGCAAGUUCACUGCAGCAACCUUUGCAAGGACCUUUCGUGCCGUACAUGCUAGAGGAAUUGAGCCUGGUGUUCUAUAUCCAGCUGUAUCUGUUGAGCAGUUUCACGAACCUCAUGCUUAUAAGUUGAAUUUCCUAUCGAUUAACAGAUUUGAGAGGAAGAAGAAUCUUGAUCUAGCCAUUUCAGCAUUUGCUUUGCUCCGUUCUGGUGGUGCUUUGCAAGAUGCAACUUUAACAGUAGCAGGUGGCUAUGAUAAGCGUCUCAAGGAAAAUGUUGAUUACCUUGAGGAGCUCAAAAGAUUGGCGGUGACUGAAGGGGUGUCUGGACAGGUUAAAUUUGUAACGUCAUGCUCAACGUCUGAAAGAAAUGAGCUUCUCUCCAACUGCCUUUGUGUCUUGUACACUCCAAAGGAUGAACAUUUCGGCAUUGUCCCUCUUGAAGCCAUGGCGGCCCGUAAGCCUGUCAUUGCAUGCAACAGCGGUGGCCCAGUGGAAACAGUUGUGAAUGAAGUUACAGGGUUUCUGUGUGAUCCAUCCCCCACAGAAUUCUCAAAAGCCAUGCUGAAACUUGUGAAUGACCCUGACCUCGUGGUCAGGAUGGGUAAACAAGCACGGGACCAUGUGGUGCAAAAAUUCUCCACGAAGACAUUUGGUGACCUCCUCAACAGCUAUGUCCUGAAUGUCUACCAUGAGAGGAUGGAGUGAUCUAUAAUACCUAAUUCCAUGUCAACAAUGCCAUGUGGAAACAGUUUGAACAAUACAGCAUUUUUGCAACUCAUCUGACUUUGAUGUACACACAUGAUGCUAAUGCCCUUAGGCAGACUCGAGUGACUUGCUUAUCUGUUUAUUGUGUUUACUUAGUUAAUUAAAUUCGACUAAUCCAUCCUGUACUGCACGUCUACACCUGGAAUGGAGCUGGGCCUUGUUAUA